CAUGAUUCCUCGGGGCCCGCGAGACGCUUCUAUGCAUCUGCUGUCGUUGAAGCGUUUCAAACGAGAUUCAUUUGUUACGCGCGAAAGUGCUGUGUUAUUGACAUAGUGUUUGAUUUGCUGUUGGAGUAGUGGGUGUGUAUGCCAAGAAAUAACUAUGACUGUAACAAACUUAGCUUUGAGUAAAGAGGUUGAAAGCAAUAACAUGUUCCUGACGCCGGCUGCGAAGAAAAAAGGAAAAAUUGGCGCUAAAAAGAAACAAGUGCAAAUUGAACCACCUCCACCACCCAAAAAACCUGAGAAGAAAGUACCAGAGGGGAGAAAAUAUGCACAGAUUGCACCAGAAUCUAUUAAAAUUAAGGGUGAAUGUGUUGGAGUUGAUGACUUGGAUGAUGCCGUAGCAAAAGCUUUGAGUGAAGAAGUUAGCUACAGGCUAAGGGAAAUUAUUUCAAAAAGUACUAUUUACAUGCGUCAGACCAAGAGCACCAAACUAAGCAGAGCCCACUUGAAGAGUGUGUUUGUUGCAAAUGAUUUGGAAUAUAAUUUAGGCCAUCUAACACCACCUUCAUUCAAUUUGCUUGAAGGACCAGAAAUUUUUGUCCAGCUGGAUUCAACCGAUAAUCUUGAAGAAAUGGUUGAUUCUAAUGAAGAAUUAGAGCAAUUUCAACCAAAAAUAGCAGGUAAAAUUGUACUUCCAGACAAAAGAGUAAAACCUGCUGAUCCAAAUAAGAAAACAACAAAUGGGACUGAAUCCCUUGAAGGUAAGAUCGUUGUUCCAGAUAAACAGUCAAAACCUACCGCAGCAAACAAGAAACAGGAGACAGAGCCAUUGGAAGCUUUGGGGUUACGAAAGGUUGCUAAGACGUGAAUCUUCAGUCACCAUUGUCAGCAUUUGUCAUUGAACCAUAUCAAAAGAUUUGAAAGAAAUUUUAGCUCUCUUUAAAGUGCUGUUGCAGCAUAUGCAGAAAGAUAGAGCUUGCAGUUAUUGUGGAGCAUGAUUGAAGAAUUAUUAUGCAGUCACAGAAAAAGAAAAGCAGUAUAUAAACAUAAAAAUUCUGAGGAGAUAAUGUUAUGUAAUUCAUCAGCUUCUCCCAGUGUACUUCAUGUUGAAAUAGUCCACAGAUGAACUACUCAGUGUCAGUGCCCUGAACAUGGACAUCAGGCAGUUCACUCGUGAACUAUUUUGACAACGUAAUAUUUCAUUGACAUUUAUAAAUGUUGUGUAAUAUAACAGAACUUACAUUUACAAUUGUGAUCAUGAAGCAAGUGGAUAUCCUUAGGAGUUACAGGACAUACAGGUUACACUGCUGUCAAUUAGAUAAUUAGGUUUUCAGUUUGUCUUCCUAGGUUAAAGUAAUAUCAUGGAUCACGGUGAGAAUGGGUAACAUAGUGUUUAGAGGCUAUCAAACUCAAGUGUGUUUGGCCACAUUUAAUGACACUGCUCAUCUUUAUUCUAACUUCGAUGUUUUACUACACGUCUCAUUACAGUAGUAACUGUAUUUGCUGCCUAUCAUUCUGUAUUAUAAUAUUUCAAAGACAUGUCUGCAGUUCAUCAUUCUUUAGUAAAAUUGUACUGAAUAUACAUAUUAAUACAUUUAAAUGUUGCCAAAUGCAUUAAAGUGGUAUUAGACAUAAAAAUACAAUCUAGUGUGUAAAAAUGCUGGAUUAUUAUUUUUAGUGUAGAGUUAUCUACAUAAUGGACUCGUUCAGUGUGAAAAAUUGCGCUAAAAGAUUUGAUAUUUUGUUAAUUUUAUUUAUGUAUGUAUUUAUUUAUUUAUUUAUUUCCCUCUUGUAAAAUGUCAGGACUUCACUUAGAUAUAACUAGAAUUAAUACUUUUCACACUUCAAGUAAGAUAAUUGUGCAGAAGGAAGUAUUUUCACAAAGAAAUAUUUUUAAAAAACUUUAAGAGAUUAUCUUUUACAAAGUGUAACACAGAUUACAUGUUCUGUUGAAAUAUAAAGAUAAAAGAAUACAGUUGUGUAUGUCCAUGUUUUUCAUACUGAUGAUAAAAAUUAAAAUAAGAGGAAUCAGUGGUGCUUCCAGCAA
This is a messenger RNA of Schistocerca piceifrons (Central American locust), 2044 nucleotides long. RefSeq lists its product as uncharacterized. Lineage: Eukaryota; Metazoa; Arthropoda; Insecta; Orthoptera; Acrididae. Bases 155 to 865 code for a protein of 236 amino acids. The transcript is spliced from 6 exons. Gene Ontology annotation, cellular component: SLIK (SAGA-like) complex; SAGA complex; transcription factor TFIID complex. Gene Ontology annotation, biological process: transcription initiation at RNA polymerase II promoter; RNA polymerase II preinitiation complex assembly. The record is from RefSeq and is a predicted model, not a curated record. Gene Ontology annotation, molecular function: RNA polymerase II general transcription initiation factor activity; protein heterodimerization activity; transcription coactivator activity.